Molecule: messenger RNA, 2768 nt
Organism: Salmo salar (Atlantic salmon)
Lineage: Eukaryota; Metazoa; Chordata; Actinopteri; Salmoniformes; Salmonidae
Source: RefSeq, a predicted model, not a curated record
GGCGAUAAUGAGGUUCUCGGUAAAGAUAAACUCAAGAUUAUUGAAUCUGUCAAAUAGUUGAAUUAAAAGUUAUCCUGCGAGGAAUGUACCAUUUAGAAAAGUAGAACUAAUUGUCUAGACUAUGCAUAUGAUUUUACUAAUCGAACUAUUUUAUUUCGCCGUUUGGUUGCCCGGUAACUGACACAAGCCCAAACCGGAUAGAAACCCGGAAGGCGCAUUAUGUUUUCCUUUCAUUGAAUCAACCGAGGCAGUGAUCAAAUCGAGAUGCUCAAGUAACAUUUACAUGGAAACUAAGAGUUGUCUACAUGUGGGCUAUAACACUUCUCUGCCCAGUGUGUGAGUUGGCGCCGGUGAUACUGUCAACAUGAAAUCCAGUGGUGCUGCUCUGUUCACAAGGAAGAAUCCCUUCCCGUCAGACCCACCUCUGGGAAAAACACAUUACAACCCCUCACGCACCAAGAAGCUUCCAAAGCAACAGAGGAAAACCACCCUGAGCCCUGUUCGCCUUGCCCAGCUGUCCAGCCCUCCUCACCAGACACACACACUGAGCCCAGAGGACCAGUGCUUCCUUGGGGCAGCCAACCACUUUGUCCUCUGUCCUCCUCCUGCCACAGAGGCCCAGCCUAGUUUCUUAGAGUCCUGGCCCUCCACUGACCUUGGGUCCUCCCCGGCCAACACUGCCGCCUCCCCGAACAGAGACACACUGACACGGGACCCAACAUCGGGAAAGUCCCUGGUCUCCACUGGGGGAGGAGAGCAGGAAGAUUCAGUGUUGGCAAAGUACAUUGAACGCUUUCGUCACGGAAGGCCACAGAGUCGAGAGGAGCGUCAGCAGAUGUCGGCAAUGGUGGGAGAGGGCCAGCAGCCUUUCUGGUGGCUGUCCUCCUCCCCUCUACCCUCCAGUUCUACACCCACUCAAACCACUGACAUAGGCCUUUCCCUUAAAGACUCAGCCACCACCCUCAGUCCAGUUGGGCAGUUUUGGCAUGGCACCACCCUCUCCCCAUGCAGGGGACUCCUUGAUCUUAGUGCCAUGGGCCUGUCAGACUCCUCUCACGGUGACCUUGGAGACUCAGAGAUACUGCAUCUACAGGAGAAGGCCAGUAGACUGCUACACAGAAGUGAGCACUCACUCAGUAGUGGAUCUAUUCCCAUCAGCUCUGAGGGCCUGGGCUGCUCCAAUUUUUCCUCCCCUGUGAGCAUAGAUGAGCCAGUCCGAAGGCCUAUAGUUACCAGUCUUAUCGACUCAACCACUGGUGAGCCAUGGGGGUUGGGAAGUUCAAAACGUCUGAUUUGCAUGAAUUUCCCUUGUCUCAACCACAUAUUGCUUUUUCAAACUCCCAGAGCCACUCUUAUUCUGUGCUCUUGCCACGUCCCUCAUUUCUCAUGGUCACGAUUUAGUUUCCUUUUGCAACUUUCUUUAUUCUCACUUUAUCUGAAUACACAUAUUGCAAUAACUCUUCUUGUGCAACCGCUUCCUCAAGUUGUGGGGAACCUAGGCUCAGCAGACCUCUAUGCUGGAACCGCGCCCAAACCGUCUGUGGUUGGUCCCCCGGACCCCCGCACAUGCCCAGAGGAGGACAUCCUGUUUCAGUGGCGUCUGAGGAGAAAGAUGGAGCAGGCCAGUCAGUGGGUUCAGUCAAACCCACAGCAGGGUUACACCCUUCAUCAGCAUGCUGUCAGCUGUCAGGCUCACAAGGUACAGUGGAAUCCUCUCUCUGCUUAUUCCUCUCAUAGAGUUGCCCCCUCCCUCCCCAUCUCCAGCCCCACCAUCUCUAAGUUGCAGCCGGAUGCCCCGGUCCGUCCCCACAUGCACCUCCUCUGUGACAUCCUUCCUUGUACGGCUCAACCCCACUCCCCUCCACCGAGCCACCAGAGGAGCCCAAAGAGGAGUGGGGUCUCUGGGGCCGACCGGACCGUCAGGCAGCCCAAAGCCCAGUUCAGCUCCACAGACACGUCCACUGAGGAGCCCACUAGUAAACAUGAGUCCUCUCCACCACCACCCGCCUUGUCUGAGACCACAGAGGAAGAGUGGGCAGUUCAACAGAGAAGAACCGAGAGGACAAAAAAGGAGACACUUCAGAAGGAGAGGAGUGAGAAGCGGACAGGGCCGUCCUGCAGAAAGAAGAAAUCAGCCAGGUGUCACGUUGGUGACAGGGACCAUGCUGAGAGGCCCAGCUAUGCAGAUUGGAGUGUGAGCCAACACCACACCAGAGGUAAAGACAGGGUCAUCCCAUGGAGGGAGGAGCCCAGCAGAGACUGGGGGCAACAGGAAAGGGGGCCGGGGGUAGUGAGAGAGGGCUGCCCUGGAGAUCGUGCUCCACCACCCUCUCCCAUACACAGCGCCCUGGGACAGGUAGUUUCAGAGGUACUGUUCCUGACCACGGACUCUCCGGACCCGCCCAGAACCCCUGUGUCCUCUGACUCUCCCAGAUACAUGCCCCCACAGUCCCCCGCCCCGCCUCCCAGUGCACAGCAGCCCCGGGAGGUCGUAGCUCAGCUGCUGCAGGAGGCUGAAGAUUCAGACGAGCAGGAGUUUAAAGAUGACCCCUUACUGAAGGUCUUAAGGCAGCAGAGGAAGUGGGUGAAGGAGCAAAUCGGAGAGGUAGACUCGCUGUUGGAUGAAUUCGAGGAAGAGUGAGCACUGGUGGUGUGCACACAGGGAACAAAAACAACCAAUUCAACAGACUUAUUUUAUUUUUGUACAGCAAUAUAUAGUGCAUUUAUUUUUAACAUUCUCUUCUUACAAUAAAUAGUUUGAAAAUAUA